Brachypodium distachyon (stiff brome) is the source of this 2046-nucleotide messenger RNA. RefSeq names its product putative pentatricopeptide repeat-containing protein At3g15200. The record is from RefSeq and is a predicted model, not a curated record. Gene Ontology annotation, molecular function: protein binding. Lineage: Eukaryota; Viridiplantae; Streptophyta; Magnoliopsida; Poales; Poaceae. Bases 160 to 1773 code for a protein of 537 amino acids. The transcript is spliced from 2 exons.
CCCCGUGCAAGUGCUCCUGCUCCCGCCGCCGCCGGAAUCCACGACCGGCAAGGCGGCACCGACGAGGGGGACGUUUUUGUGGUCCUCUGUCCAGCAAGGGAGCCGGUUGGCCUCUUGUACGCGCGUCCGGUGUGCUCUGCGUGCCCACCCUCCGGCACGAUGCCGCCGGCGCCGGCGUACGCGGUCCUCGCCGCCGCCUUCAGGACCAAAAAGCCCCUCUUUGUUCCUAGGUGGUUCGGCGGUCUUGGUUCGUGCACGUCAACUGUUUGGCGGAAUGCGUCAGAGGUGCUUCCUGACGCAGCCUUGCCUCCACGCUUUUGCCCAACUGUUGUUCCAAGAGGAUAUGUUCUCGGAGCACCGAGGCUUUGCCAUACCAGCGCUUCGGAGGAUUCUCGGGAUGUCUGCAUUGAUCAAGUUCUGAGGAUUCUCAAGUCCAGCGACGGCGAUACUGACCUUGGCAAAGCUCUCCAUCGGUUUGCCGGUGAGAUGGAUGAGGAUGUUGUUCUGAGAGUCCUACAGAAGCAGCGGUCGAAUUGGCAGGUUGCGCUGUUGUUUUUCAAUUGGGCUGCCGGGCUGCCUGCGUAUGCCCAUGGUCCAAGGACCUACACUGAGAUGCUCGACAUCCUUGGGCGAAUGAAGAAGGUCAAGCUGAUGACACAGCUCUUUGACGAGAUCCCUGAAGAGCGGCGGGGAUUGGUCGUGACGAACCGGACGUUUGCUGUCCUGUUGAACCGGUAUGCAGGGGCGCACAAGGUGCAAGAAGCAAUCGAGAUGUUCUACAAGAGGAAGGAUUAUGGAUUUGAGGUCGACUUAGUUGGCUUCCAGAUACUUCUGAUGUCGCUUUGUCGGUACAAGCAUGUCGAGGAGGCAGAGGCCCUCUUUCUCCAAAAGAAAGAUGAGUUCCCUCCUGUCAUAAAGAGCUGGAAUAUUAUUCUUAAUGGCUGGUGUGUCAAGGGAAGCCUGCCUGAUGCUAAAAGAAUUUGGAACCAGAUCAUUGCAUCUAAGCUUAAGCCGGACCUGUUCACCUAUGGUACAUUCAUAAAUUCACUGACCAAAGCAGGUAAACUUAGCACGGCGGUGAAACUGUUUACAAGCAUGUGGGAGAAAGGAAUAAAUCCUGAUGUGGCGAUUUGCAACUGUAUUAUUGAUCAAUUGUGCUUCAAGAAAAAGAUUCCAGAAGCACUUGAUAUUUUCCGUGAGAUGACUGACCGUGGUUGUCAAGCAGAUGUGGCUACCUACAACACUUUGAUAAAAUACUUCUGUAAGAUUAGGCGGACAGAGAAAGUGUAUGAGCUUUUGGAUGAUAUGGAGAACAAGGGCUGCUCUCCGAACAAUAUGACAUACUCCUACAUUCUGAAGACUACUGAGAAACCCAAAGAUGUUAUUCAUUUGCUUCAGAGAAUGGAGAAAUCAGGUUGUCGGUUAGACUCUGACACAUAUAACUUAAUAUUGAACCUGUAUGUCAGUAUGAAAUAUGAAAACGGAGUACAACAAGUAUGGGAUGAGAUGGAGAGGAAUGGAUCAGGUCCAGAUCAGCGAUCAUUUACCAUUAUGGUUCAUGGACUUCACUCCCAGGGAAGGCUGGAUCAGGCCUUGCAAUAUUACACAACAAUGAAAUCCAGAGGGAUGACACCCGAACCAAGAACAAGGAUAUUGGUGAAAGCAAUACAUAUGAAGAAAGAUGGACCUGCUGUAGAAGAUCAGUCUCCAAGCAUGGUAGGGGAGAAUCUAAAACUGGAUCCACUAUCAGGACUAUUCCGAGUUCGUAAAUAGUUCAUCUGCAGAUUCUGCUGCUGUAAUCUUAGCUAUUGGUCUGGGCACAUGGGUUCUUAGGGAUGAGAAAAUCUAGGCUAUGAGUGGCCAGGUCAUCAUGCCCACCUCUUGGGCUGAAAGAAAUUCAGAAGAAAAGAGUCAUUGACAAUAAUGGUGUCCAAAGUUCUUUGAAUUGAGCAGGAUAUGUUUUGGAUGUAUUGGGUGAUUCAACUGCAGGUACUUGUUUAGAUGCUUGUAUUCUGGUGUAUUUGUGAAAUACUUGCAUCUUCUUUU